AUGCUGAUCAAGACCUCGUACCGCGAUGUGGAAACCAAGGCCGACGGUCGCCCCGGCAAGAUGCGCAUCUUCGUCAUCGAGCCUAAUGUGCCCGAGUACCCCGAAGCUAAGUUUCCCGGAUGCGUCGUCUUCUCCGAGAUCUAUCAGGUAACCGGCCCCGUCGAGCGCUUCGCGUCCAAUAUCGCCUCGGAGGGCUAUGUCGUUGCGCUGCCUUCCUCUUUCCACGAGUUCGAGGGUCCAGAGCCGAUUCCCUACGACACUGAAGGUACGGAUCGGGGGAACAGGUACAAGGUGAGCUAUAUUUCGCGGAGUGAAGCUGACUGUCAGAUCGAGAAGACCGUUGAGGCGUAUGACGAGCAGUGUGCAUUCGACCCUCGCGUUCUCUCUACCUUCUGCUACUUUGCGACCGACGUGCACUCGGCUACUCUUGGCAAGGGCAAGAAGGAUGAUACGCUCGUGCGCGUCAAGAAGGGGGAUCUGACGGGGAAAGGCGAAGUCACACUCGUCUUUGGCAAGCAGGACACACAUGUGGACCGCGCAGGCCGCACGCUAAUCCGGGACACGCUCGACGACGCCGGCGUCACCCUUUCUGCGCAGCACGCAUUCAUCCGCGACGAAUCGAGCAAGGGCCGAUGGGACGCCGCGCUCUCGCGAUCAUUGUUUGCCAUGAUGAUGGAGAGCUUCACGCGAUGUGUGGCCCGCGACCUUGGGAAACGCGUCCCUACUGGGGGCAAGGUGGAGCACGUCUGCUAG
Molecule: messenger RNA, 753 nt
Organism: Trichosporon asahii var. asahii CBS 2479
Lineage: Eukaryota; Fungi; Basidiomycota; Tremellomycetes; Trichosporonales; Trichosporonaceae
Product: carboxymethylenebutenolidase
Exons: 5
Coding region: 1-753 (250 amino acids)
Source: RefSeq, a predicted model, not a curated record